AUGAAGAACGCCUACAAAAAAGUCCGCGUACGCUAUCCUGUCAAGAGGCCGGACGUGAAGAGAAAGCAGAGGGGCCCCAGGGCCGAGACCCAGGAGUCCCGCUUCCUUGCAGCAGCCGUUGCAGACGAGAUAAGCGGCCUCUCUCCACUUGAGAAGAAGGCAAUCUCGCUUCUUGAGGCCAAGAACAAUAACAAGGCACAGAAGCUGCUAAGAAAGAGGCUGGGCUCGCACAAGCGCGCCGUAGCAAAGGUCGAGAAAUUGGCAAGGAUGCUUCUGGAAAAAUAA
Molecule: messenger RNA, 285 nt
Organism: Encephalitozoon cuniculi GB-M1
Lineage: Eukaryota; Fungi; Microsporidia; Unikaryonidae
Exons: 1
Coding region: 1-285 (94 amino acids)
Biological process (GO): translation
Cellular component (GO): ribosome
Molecular function (GO): structural constituent of ribosome
Source: RefSeq, marked provisional